UCCACCCCGGCCCCAGGUGGGAGGCCGCAGGACAGCUCAGCCCGGGCAGCAUGGACAUGGGAGAAGUAGACGGAAUCCUGGAAGAAGAGAGCCUCGCGCUGUCGGCCGAGUCUUCUGCCUCUGAAGCCGAAUUUGAUGCUGUGAUUGGAUGUAUCGAGGACAUUAUCAUGGACACCGAGUUCCAGGUACUGCAGAGAAGUUUCAUGGACAGCUAUUAUCAAGAAUUUGAAGACACGGAAGAGAAUAAACUCAGCUACUUGCUAAUUUUUAAUGAGUACCUUUCUCUAGUGGAAAAGUAUAUCGAAGAAGAGCUGCUCAGGAGGGUUCCCAGAUUCAACAUGGCGGCCUUCACCACGACGCUCAGGCAGCGCAAGGACGAGGUGACUGAUGACAUAUUCGACAUGUUACUCACGUUCACGGACUUUCUGGCAUUUAAAGAGAUGUUUCUGGACUACAAAGCAGAAAAAGAAGGCCGAGGACUGGACUUAAGCACCGGUUUAGUGGUAACUCCCUUAUGCAAAUCAUCUCCUAUGCCAAAUUCCCAGCAGAGUCAGCGGCGCUAGCUCCUGCCUUCAGGCAGCACGUGCCUUCUGGGCCUCAUGGGCCCAGGAGGGCAGGAGAAACUUGUGCUUGUGAUGACAGCAGAGUACAUCUUAGAAACACUGCUCUGUGACUCUUUAUGGAUGUUAGGUAGUAAUGAAAUAGGCCGAAAAGAUAAAUUACCUGACCUUCCUAGGACUUCAGCGUUUCCUAAAACACUUUCUUCUACUCAGUAGCCCCUGGUAGACACCUUGCCAAAGUAGGUACCUUUCUUAGGUGUAUCUGAGAGUCAGACUGCUCUGGGUCAAGACUGCAUCAAGCAUUCCACCGGGAAAGCCCCUUCCGCCCAACAUGCGUGUCCCAUGUCAGCCAAGUGGAGUGAGGUCGUUACAAACUCCCUGUUCCAAAUACCACAGCUAGACUGUGCUUCUUUGUGCUCACAGCAGUGGCACUUGGGAAGAGAAUUUGCUCUGGCUGACGUGGGGGUGGAGCGAAGGAGCCAGAGUCCCAGUGGAAUUUAUUCCCUCAGUGAGCUGCAAAAGCCUCUUCUAAGACUGGAUCCUGGAGGCCUGCUCAGAGGCAGGAGACUGGAUGGCAAGACCUGGAGUAAGGAAGGCCCCCACUUAAACACCAUAAAUAUUCUUGGACAGACCUGUGACAAGAACCCAAACAAAUAGAUAAAGGAAAGCCAAGACUGUUCGGUGUCCUUUAGAUCCACGCCUGAACUCCUGGAAGACACCACCCCUAGCUGACGCCCUCCACCUUGGCCUUCUGUGAAUCCUUCAAUGAAAGCCAAACACCAGAUUGUGAGAUACGAGCAAUUUAUUGAGGAAGUACAAUAUAGUCAUCACCAGAGGAUCCAGCGCUCUGGGAGUUAUGAAGCAGAAAAAGAAAACCAGACUCAUUGAGAUGGCUACUAGCAAACCCAAGAGUUUGUUUACUGGGACCCUUCAGAACAUAACUGAAAGAGUCAGCAACUAUGGAAAAUGUGCAAAAACAGCUGCCCUGAAUUUAACUUCAAAUCCAAGUUUCACCCUCUGACCUAGCACUCCCUUCCUGCCUCAGCGCGGACAGCUCCGCACAAUGCCCGCUGAAAGACAGCAGCAUUGGGAGUUUAAUGCCCCAUUCUUAAAAAGAGCUAAAAGCACCUUUGGACCCUCACCUCAUUUUCCCUGGUGCAGACCCUAGAAGGAAAUCAGGAGCUAGAAUCCUUGUCCCAUUUCACAACUGGAGAAACAAAACCCAAAUAGCAAGAGGGAGAUAGAUGCCUGUUGUCCUAUAGCACCAAGGCAGAACUUGGACAAGAAUCCAGCACCCUUCUCUUCAGCCUGGCUGAUCCCACUGACACCUGCCUGUACUCAUCCCUUGGAGAGCCCAAACCCCCGUGACACCUCUGGGCUUUGCCUUACCUUGUCAAUGAAGGAAGCGAACUUGUUGUUGAGGGCCUUGAUCUGCUCCCGCUCCUGGGUCUUUACUUGUCCAAUCUGGGGGUCAAUCUCCAUGUUGAGGGGCUGCAGGAGGCUCUGAUUGACUGUCACUUCCUGGAUUCCUCCAGGGAAGCCACCAGGGCCAAAGCCACCAGGACCACCAGGGCCACCAAAGCCACCAGGGCCACCAGGGCCACCAAAGCCACCGGGGCCACCAAAGCCACCUCCACCAAAACCACCAGCCCCUCCAAAGCCACCAGCCCCUCCUAAACCACCAGCCCCUCCAAAGCCACCUCCCAUUCCUCUGCCACCACCAAAGCCACCUCCAAAGCCGCCACCACAGCUGCUACGUCCUCCCCCAAAGCCACCAGCCCGGGAGCCACCAGCCACGCUCAUGGAGAUGCUCUUGGAGCCACCCAGGUUGUAGAGGCUGUGACUGCCGAAGCCACCAGCUCCACCCCGGGCACCGCAGGCCCCUCCACCAGCUCCCCUGGUGCGGGCCACACAGCUCAUCCUGCUACUGCCGGAGACCACAGCAGAGCGGCCGGAGAAGCCCUGGCUCCCUCCACUGAAGGAUUUCUGGCAGGCUUGUCUAUUCAUGAUGAGAGGACUUGGAGGUGAGCUCGCAAUUGCUUAGCAAGAAUUGAGAGGGAUGGAGACAGAGGAUGAAGAUGACAGAGGAGACUGGUCUUUAUAUACUGAGGAGUUUGGCUUGGCAAAAAGGAGACAAGCAAUUAGCUGAGAGUCAUCUUGGGUUUGGUUUGCCUCCCAGGCAAUAAGUUGCUUCUAGGUUCCCAACACACCUCAAAAAUAAUCCUCUAGACCAAAAUGACUUUGCUUUCUUAGCUUAAUCACCCAGUCUUGCCUCAGUUGACAAAAGACCAGAGCUCUCCUCCCUCCACGUGAUUUCCUCAAGGGUCUUAAAGAUCUCAGACAGCACCUGACCCAGCAGGAAGAAUUGGGUUUUGACAACAGGGGAUUAGGAGCCACUGAGUUCCAUGACACGAGGUAAAGAUGGGACAACCUCUUACAGGUGGACAGUGCCCCUCCCUUGCAGUGCCGGUGAGAAACAGCCCCGCAGCGUGUUGGCCAUGCCUGCAUGUUCAGAGAGAGAUCCAGAAGGGGGCUGGGGUGGGAGAAGCAAGGAUGAGGAGUGCAAGUACCCUACAGUGCCCACUCUGGCACCAUCACAGUCGCAGGCCUCUGGCUAAACCAGCCUGUCAUUUGAGUGGAGAAAUGCUCAUGCAAAAGGGACUAAAGAGGAUAUAAAUCGUGCAGCCCGCAGGAAGAGUGAGGGUCGUGCCUGAAGCAAACCAAUGUGAGGCUUGGGAAGAGGAGGGACCGUGUGUCUGGCCCCCUGCUGUCUGGGCGAGCCAGCACUCCCUGUGUGCCACCCCGGCCCUCACUGACAGCCCGCUUAUCUACGGGUCAUUUGCCCUUUAGACCCCGAGCUCAUCAGGAUCAUUCCCAGUGAGUCCUGCUCACUCUGCAUCCCCAGCAGCUAAGACAGGACGAGCGCACCACCAACCCAAGCCGCGUUAACUGACUAAUGACUGGUGUGUAAAUAGAUAAAUAUCUAGACCCAGGUCCCACCCCAGUCUGAUGGAAUGAGAAGCUUCAGAGGAAGGACUUGAGUACUUGAGUAUCUGUAUAUUUUUAACAAGACUUUCGGGUCUUGAUCAGGGAAGAUGGGGAAGCCCUGGUCUAGACUCUGGUGAUCCAGCUGGGCCAGGGCACGGGGGACGGAGGAUCCUUGACGGUGGAGCGAGUGUCACUGCUCUGACCCCACCCCUGAACUGACCCAUCUCCUCCCCAGCCGCACCGCACACGGCAAGAGCAGGCUCCGGGUUAUCUACACAUGCGGCUUCACAAAGCAUCAUGGAGCAAGAGGAAGAGAGUCUCAGCUCCCCGAGAAAUAGGUGGUUGGUAUAUUGCCAGAAUUCCAGUGAAAUGGGCAGCAGGCCCACUGUCUUUCUGGAGUCCCUGAAGAAGCUCAGGUGGAGGAUUUGUAGUGCUCUGCAGCUAAGUCUCACGUCUCUGCCCUGCAGGUUGUCUUAAGUGGGUCUCUGGUUAUCAUCCCAGCUCCCCCGCCACUCGCCAGGACUUGAACAAGUUACUUAACUUUAUGUCUUGGUUUCCUCAACUGUAAAGUGAGGGUGAUGACAGGCCCUUGGUGGCGUUGUUGUAAACAUUUAGAGAGCUAAGUAAAUAUAAAAGGCUUAGGACAAGCGGAAUAAAUCAGAGAUACCCGGCACACAGUAAGUGCUGUAUUCUCAGCCACAGUCGGGCUCUCUGGUGACACAGGGGAAGAGAAUCACUUAGGUUUGACCUUGGCUUUUCUAGAGACAAUUUUGCGCACACACACUGCCCCUGAGAAACUCAUCAAAGGAUGGUAAGAGGAAGAAACUGAGUAUGAGCAGAGAGCAAGGAAACCAAGACGGGGUAGUAGAGAGCGAGACUUCUGCCAGGAUGGGUUUGGGUCGGGCGGCCUUGGACUGUGAUUUAAUGCACUGAGUCUGUGCCCCUUCCUGCCUCACAGGCUUGCUCGAGCCUCACAGAAUAGUCUAAGUGAACGUCCUUUGAAAACUACAAAAU
Molecule: messenger RNA, 4562 nt
Organism: Talpa occidentalis (Iberian mole)
Lineage: Eukaryota; Metazoa; Chordata; Mammalia; Eulipotyphla; Talpidae
Product: ADP-ribosylation factor-like protein 2-binding protein
Exons: 5
Coding region: 51-563 (170 amino acids)
Biological process (GO): maintenance of protein location in nucleus; positive regulation of tyrosine phosphorylation of STAT protein
Cellular component (GO): mitochondrial intermembrane space
Source: RefSeq, a predicted model, not a curated record